AUUAGCUUCUCACUUUCAUCAGAACUGUUGGAAGAAGGAAAAAUGCCAGUGCUAUCGCCUGAAAUCAAAUUUGAGACUUCUUAUGUCACCAGAAAUUCCCUUGACAGUUGUAUUCUUUUUGAGGGUAGUUGGAGGAGAGCAGUUUUAGAAACACAAAAGAUGAGGAAAGACUACACCACAACAUUUGGUCUAGAAGAGCUCAAAAAACGUGUCAAAAUGCCAUAUUUACCAGGACCACAAAGUUGCCAAAACAGUGUGGGUUCAUCUCCACUGGCGGUUCACGACAGACUGCUGGGUGCUGAUACUGGGAUGUCUCCAGUCAGGAUAAAGAAGACCAAGGAGACGUGCUCUGUGGUACCAUUUCAGAAGAAAACAAAAGGACUUGAGAGGCUGAGCUACUACUGGAGGGAUAACUGCAGAGACGUGAGCCCAAAACUCUGUUCUGGCUUCAGUGAUCCUCUCACUGGGGCAUCGUCUCAGUACUUACAAAGACUUUCCCAAAUGGCCAUAUUGGAGUAUGAUACCAUUCGUCAAGAAACAACCAGAAAAUCAAAAAAGGGUAAGAAACGAGAACUGCGAGACUGCUAAUAACUCUCAUACGGAUGCUUUCUUCACUGACUUUUAAAGGUGAAACUUUUUUCCCUUUUUCUUUUUCUUUUUUUUGGGUAUGUGAUAUGAUGUACAAUGAUUUACAUUAAAAUGGAAGUGUAAAUAGGAAAUAAAUAUUUUAUGUUGCAUACAGAAUAAUUUGUAUUUUGUUACCAUUACAGAGACAUUUAAGUUAUGGUUUAUGGGGACAUAAGAAAAAUGAUGUCCCAUGCAUUUUAUGCACACUGAUUAUGUUUUUUGAUUCAGUUUGAUAAAUGUUUGCAUGCCUAUCUGUACAAUGACCUUCGCUAAGGAGCUGCAGAAGAUUCAAGAAAAAGCGAGUUCUUGUUGUUAGAAGGAGCCCAAUUAAAACCCCUCCUAUACCCUGCUUGAGUUUGAAACGGUUGUGAGAUAAGCAUGCAAGCAGAUAAAGAUGAAAAUGUUAGCUUUGUGUGCAGAUAACACCUGGACGGGAAAUCCUAGCUUAGAUGUGAGGCAGCCUGCCAACACUGAGCUUCAGAGUUGGGCCCACGCACACACCCAGGGGGGGCUGACGACCUCAGGCUCACAUGCUGUCAGGGCCUUCCCGGCCAAGCAGAACAAGGCUUCUCCGCUGUGUAGACAGGCGGAUCACUGAGGGGGGCAGGAGGGGAAGGUCUAGGUCAGGAGGACAACCCCUCCUCAAGGAAGCCUGAGGAGUGGGGGAGAGGUGGCUGUCCGCACACCUCCCUGAGAAACCAGGGGAAACCCUGGGCUCCGAUGACCGAUCCAGUGGAGAGCGGAACACGGACCAUACGGGAACCACAGGGUGUUAGAGAGGUUCAGACACGGGGCGGUAAAUCCAGCAGGUGAGUUUCGUGGAAGGUGCAGUAUUUGAAAUGGGCCUUAAAGACAGGAAGGAUGGACCGAGAGGACAUUUCUAGAAUGACGGGAUAACAUAAGCAAAGACACACUGUGCGUUGGGGAAUGCUGCACGUGGCCGGAGCACUGCAGAGCGUAGGGCAGGCCCCAAGCCAGCGCCACGCUGAGUGACACUGAUCAGAUGAAGGCUGUGGGGAACUGGGGCCCUCACUGCCAGCUUCAGCCCUUGGUGUCAUGGGGUAAUGUAGGCUCGGCGUGGCCAGCUGUUCCAACUUUUCACAAGAAGCCAGACUCUGGAUUUUUGUGUGAAAUCUUCCAAUGUGUACAUGUUAGCAAUGAAUUCAAAAUUAACAACUAAUCCAAAAUGUAUAAAGCCCUCAUGUGGGCCAAAGAAAGUUAUCCGUGCAAGCUAGAUCCGGCUUUGAGGGGCCAUUCAUUUAUGCAGCCUUGGGGUCAAAGGCAUAGCGGGUGACAGGGCCCGAGAUAACUGGAUGCUCUCUGGUAGAGAGCCUCAGGUGCUGAGUAUGAGUUUGUAUUUUCUGUUUCACAACGGGAGAUUUUCAGAAUGAAAGUAAACUAUUGCUUCUGUGGUGUAGGAAGAUUCGCCCAGGUAUAAUUGGUAGGCUAGAUUGUGAUUGGAAGGGCACUGGCGAGAGGAAAACUGGUGAGGAAGUGUUUAUAAAAAUCAAAGUAAGAAUCUCUCAGUAGAAAGGUGGAACCAGGAAUGGGAAGCAGUGUCUAGAUAACUAGGACAUCAAGACAAGGACUGGAUGGAUCUAGGGCAUCAAGAGAGGAAGAAUCAAAACCAGCUCAUUUCCAGCUUUAGACACGAGAUUGUCAGGAGGAGGUGCUGGUUUUGGAGAAUAACAGGAUGAAUGCAACUUUGGGUGUAUUCAGUUUCAGAUGCCGUCAGAACGUGCACACAGAGACCCAAACAGGUAGUUGAAAGCAGGUGUAUAAUUCUGGAAAAAGAUACUGCCUAGAGUUAGAACUCAGAGAAACAGCUGGUAGCAAAGACCAAGUUUUUCCUGCUAAAAAAGUAGAGAAGAGAGCCCAAAAUCAUAAGAAUUGGCAGGGAAUGGAAAGAAGACAAAAACAGAAGGAAAAAAACCAUCACAGAUGUAGGAGAAUGGACAUAUUCCAUGUCCUUGCAUGCUUUAUUUUAUAUUAAUGUAUAAAAUGCACUAUUAAUAUGUAUGUGUUUGUAUGCAUUGUCACAAUGCAUUAGUUUCUAUGAGGAUAACUAAAUAAACCUAAGUGCAUAUGUUCAUGCUUA
Messenger RNA from Hipposideros armiger (great roundleaf bat), 2725 nucleotides. It is a transcript of the gene CUNH8orf89, whose product is annotated as chromosome unknown C8orf89 homolog. The transcript is spliced from 5 exons. The record is from RefSeq and is a predicted model, not a curated record. Lineage: Eukaryota; Metazoa; Chordata; Mammalia; Chiroptera; Hipposideridae. Bases 43 to 588 code for a protein of 181 amino acids.